AUGUUGGCUUCAAUAAUUCUGGUGUCUACCAGAGGUGUACGGUCGCUCAAUCCUUAUUACUUCCGACCACCUUGGCCGAUAUUUUCGAAGGCCCAAGGAUGGCGAAAACGGGGCCCCACAAUACAUGAGCGUUAUCAGCUUCCUGGACAAGAUCGUGAGUUUCCCGAAUUGUCGCCGAAGUUCAAGAAACAAAAUCCGAAGGAACUAUAUAACUAUACUGGCGUUCAAGAUGUCGGUUUUGUUGACCCAGUCACUGAAGAAUUUGUUCAUGUUGAAGAAAUGUACCCAGAAUUAGUUGUACCGGAUUUACGAGGAUUUCAGUUGUGUCCCUACGUGUCAUAUCGGACCGACUUUGAGAUUGAAAAGAGGAGAAAAAAGUUUGAAAAAUUGGCAGCUAAGUACGGUAGUGAGGAGGGUGCCGACUCCGUGGUAUUUGAAGGUGAGAAAUGGCCCCCACCGAAAACGACACCGCGCUUUUUGUUUGAUAUGCAUUAUGCGCCAUUAAUAAGGCAGAUGUAUAAUGAUGGAGAGUAUUUUAUGGAUGCCGAAGUAAAGAAAGAGACCGACGCAGAUAAGCCCAAUUUUUAA
Molecule: messenger RNA, 588 nt
Organism: Cercopithifilaria johnstoni
Lineage: Eukaryota; Metazoa; Nematoda; Chromadorea; Rhabditida; Onchocercidae
Source: the annotation of a GenBank genome assembly